This is a messenger RNA of Alternaria ventricosa, 732 nucleotides long. RefSeq lists its product as uncharacterized. Gene Ontology annotation, cellular component: cytosol. Bases 1 to 732 code for a protein of 243 amino acids. The record is from RefSeq and is a predicted model, not a curated record. The transcript has 2 exons. Lineage: Eukaryota; Fungi; Ascomycota; Dothideomycetes; Pleosporales; Pleosporaceae. Gene Ontology annotation, molecular function: L-glutamate dehydrogenase (NADP+) activity.
AUGAUCGAAUACGCUUCCGAUGGCGCUGAGUCUACGCGUGGCAAGAAGGUCGCGAUUUCAGGCUCUGGAAAUGUCGCACAGUAUGCCGCUAUCAAAGCCAUUGAUGCGGGUGCUGUCGUCCUUACUCUGUCCGACAGUAAGGGGACGCUCAAAGCUAUCUCUGUGGAAGGCUUCACAAAAGACGACAUCGCCCUCAUCGCCUCUAUCAAGAAGAAACGCCUUCCACUUUCCGACAUCAUGGCAAUGGAGCAGGGUCAAAGGUUCGAGCAUCUCGAAGGCGAAAGACCCUGGAAGCAUGUGAAGGAAGUCGAUAUUGCGUUACCCUCCGCCACGCAGAACGAAAUGUCCAAAGACGAAGCAGAAGCACUGAUAUCUGCUGGCUGUCGCUUCAUCGCCGAAGGCAGCAACAUGGGCUGCGCACAAGACGCUAUCCAACUCUUCGAAUCGCGCAGGGCAGAUAAUCCGAACGGACGUAAGGGUGCCAACAUUGGCGGCUCGGCAGUGUCAGGGCUCGAAAUGGUGCAAAACAGCCAGCGCAUCGCUUGGCCGGCCGCACAGGUCGAGGCUGAACUGUAUCGCAUUGUCGAAUCAUGCUUUCACAGCGGUAUUGAAGCCGCCAAAAACUACACGGAUAUGCGCGCGGAAGACUUACCCAGCCUUUUUGUGGGAAGCAAUAUUGCCGGGUUUGUCAAGCUGGCGGAUGCGAUGCAUGCCCAAGGAGAUUGGUGGUGA